This is a messenger RNA of Penicillium maclennaniae, 1257 nucleotides long. RefSeq names its product low affinity iron transporter-like protein. Bases 1 to 1257 code for a protein of 418 amino acids. Lineage: Eukaryota; Fungi; Ascomycota; Eurotiomycetes; Eurotiales; Aspergillaceae. The transcript has 5 exons. The record is from RefSeq and is a predicted model, not a curated record. Gene Ontology annotation, biological process: transmembrane transport.
AUGGCAGCAGCUGAAGGAUCGGGGUUCAUCUCGCGGGCCCUCAGUAUAUUACGCAGACCAUGGAAGAUUGUCACCUCCAAUACCUACGCAGAUAUCCAGUCGAAGGCCCCGAUCCAACGACUCGGCCAGCCCCAGGAGUUAUGGAUACAUGAUGGCGCCAAACACGGAAGGAACGACUUGGAGAGCAAUCACAAGCGGGCCCAGCCACCUGCAUCCGUGAACACCUUCGACAAGAUUGUUGCUCUUGCGGGCACGCCUGCCGUUUUCUGUCUCAUGAUUGCAGGCUUACUCACCUGGAUAAUCAUCGGCAUUCUCUAUCCAGUGCUAUGCCUCCGAUACCCUUCUUAUGCGGCAGCAGCGGAACAGCUGUCACGACCUAUUGAGCUGGGUCUGCGGCCUCCGCUCGCGAAAUGCGGCCUGCCGGCGCGUGAUAGAACAAUUACGCCAGGCGAGUCCAGUAACUUCGGGUCUGAAAUACAGACUCCUAUGGGAGAGAUCGACUUAAGGAACACAGUCGAGCUAAACGUCCAACAAAUCGAUGACGGCAUCUAUCUUCCGCCUGAUACCAUCUACGAUCGGAUAUGCGAUUCCAUCGUAGAACAGUGGGGCGACAACUGGCAGCUAUAUAUCAAUAGCGCAACGGCCGUUGAACUCACUUUUAGUGCCGACUACGCGAGGAUGACGGGCGAUAUAGACGAAAACCCGAUAGUGAAACUCGAGUACGAUUAUAAGAAGGAAACCACGCGCGGCCAGCGGAUGAUCGACUACUAUGCCGCGAUCCUCGGCACGGGUGUCGGACUGGUUUGCUCGACGAUGGUGUUCGCGGUGUGGAUCGGCGUCGGAUCGUCAAUGCAAUGGAAUUCGAACUGGUGGCUGAUAAUUGGCACGUACACGGGGCUCGUGGGGUUCAUCGAUGGCUUCGUGUUACGUAACGUUUAUUUCCGCGAGACCUUGGUGAUCGACGGGCAGUUCGAAGUGCUAGUGGAGAGGGACGUCCGGCUAGGCACCUUGCUUGGGGUGUCAGCAUUACCCCGACGCCAUAGAGAUAAACUCCUGCAGGCUCGCAUCGCUCACAAAGUCGGCGUGUGGUGUUCCAGCUCCGCUAUGCGCUGGUCGGAAACCGGACAGCUGAUUUGCAAUACGCCGACCAUGAUUCUCGAGGGCUUCUUGUUGUUGGUUUUGAUCCAAGCGCACGACGAGACCAACGCGCACGGCAGCUACAGUUCCGCGAUGCUCUUAGGCGACGACUGGCCAUGA